CCCCCCCCGCUGAAUGUUGGCUUCAUCCACAGAAAACAGAAAAAUUGUAAACCACUGAAAAAGAAGUCUAUUCUGAAUGCGUGUAGCGAUUUUUCCGCUAUGGUUCGUUUUUCAAACUUGGACACGAUAUCUCCCUCGCCGGAUAAAACUCCUAGCCGACGAUUCUCCAGUGGAUCUCGCGGCUAAUCGACGCACGACCCCUCCGUUGACCUCGCUUUGGAUUAUUGAAUCAAAUUGAACGAAUCUCGCCGCUCCGCAGACGCGAAAAACAAAGGAAGGAAAGAAAGAAAAAAAAGAGGAGAAGGAGAUAACGAAACGUCCGUCCUGGUCACCCACUCGGAUAAGCGGGUCAUUGGGCUCUGUGGACUCGAUCGAUUAAACUGCGAUCCAUUGCAGUAUCGACAGACAUCAGGUACGGGUAUGUGGUGGACCAGCAGCCGAUCGGGCGACUGUUGUUCAGGCAGUACUGCCAGGACAAGAAGCCAUCCUACCAUCGGUACAACCUCUUUCUGGACUCGAUCGAGAAGUACGAGAUCGAGAUGGACGAGAAUCGCACCGAGCUGGCCAAGGACCUGUUCGAGCAGUACCUGAAGAGAGAGGGCUCGGAGGUCGUCGACAUCUUGAACGACUCCUUGAUAGCUCAGUGCGAGGAACGACUCGGUACCGGUGGGAAGGAGCUCUUUGUCGAGAUCGCGCAGACCGUGAAGAACUUCCUGGCGGGAGAGCCUUUUUCAGCUUUCCAAACUAGCUUCUAUUUCUAUAGGUACCUUCAGUGGAAGUGGCUGGAGGCGCAGCCUGUGACGUGCAAGACCUUUCGCAUGUACAGGGUGCUCGGGAAGGGCGGUUUCGGCGAGGUCUGCGCUUGUCAAGUGCGCGCAACGGGGAAGAUGUACGCGUGCAAGAAGCUGGAAAAAAAACGUAUCAAGAAACGUAAAGGAGAGAUGAUGGUUCUGAUCGAGAAGAACAUACUGCAGAAGAUCAACUCCAAGUUCGUGGUGUCGCUGGCAUACGCCUACGAAACCAAGGACGCUCUGUGCCUGGUGCUGACGAUCAUGAACGGUGGCGACCUCAAGUUCCAUAUCUACAAUAUGGGCGGCGAACCAGGCUUCGAUAUAAACAGGGCGAGGUUUUACGCAGCGGAAGUUGUCUGCGGUUUGGAGCACCUGCAUCUGCAAGGGAUCGUCUACAGGGACUGCAAGCCGGAGAAUAUACUGCUGGACGAUCACGGACACGUGAGGAUAUCGGACCUCGGGUUGGCCGUUGAAAUUACUGAGGGAGACAUGGUGAGGGGAAGAGUGGGCACGGUAGGCUACAUGGCUCCAGAAGUGAUCGACAAUGAGAAGUACACAUUUUCGCCAGAUUGGUUCAGCUUCGGUUGUCUUUUGUACGAGAUGAUAGAAGGCCAGGCGCCGUUUCGCGCCAGGAAGGAGAAAGUGAAACGAGAAGAGGUGGAUAGGAGAGUGAAGGAGGAUAUGGAGAGGUAUUCGACCAAGUUCACCGAGGAAGCGAAGAGCCUCUGCCAACAGUUGUUGAAGAAGAGCCCGAAGAACAGGCUGGGAUGCAAGUGCGGCAGACACGGCGCGAAGGAAGUGAAACUGCACGGCUUUUUUCAGUGCUUGAACUGGAAGAGGGUCGAGGCCGGUAUGUGGGAACCGCCGUUUGUGCCGGAUCCACACGCCGUUUACGCUAAAGAUGUAUUGGACAUUGAGCAGUUCUCGACGGUGAAAGGGGUCAAUUUGGACGCCACGGACGACACCUUCUAUAGUAAAUUCAAUACCGGCAGCGUGUCCAUUCCUUGGCAGUACGAGAUGAUAGAGACUGAGUGUUUUAAGGAACUGAACGUACUAGGUCCUAACAACACACCGACGCCUGAUUUACUGGUAAAUCAUCCUCCGCCUAACAAUGAGAACAGAGGCUGUUUUCCGUUUCGAAGACAGAAGAAGCAAAGCGCCCGGACAAGACAGAUACCGUUAUCAGAGUGCCAUCUGCUGGAACUGUCCCAGAGUCAGAAUUCAGAGAUGCCAGCCAGCUGAUCCAAAAUGAACGCGAGCAGUCUGAAUCAAUCGACGUCGUCGUCCAUACGACGUCGACGCUGCGGGCGACGCCGACGAGCAUUAAGAUGCUGCCCAAAGCUGUUAUAAACAGAACGAGAAAUCGGCCCCGCGACAUUGGUGGCGAUCCCCUACGCAAUCGAUGCGCGUGUCACGCGUUCAUCGGUGCAAGCAUGGUGGCUCGACGCCAGGGGGCGGUGCGAACAGACCGCCAUCCGUCGACAAGUACGUAAAACACGUUCUUCUCAGGUUUCCCGAAGCAGAGAGCAAUUUGUGGUUUCACGAGGGAUGCACGCCUAAACGCGUUUGUCGGUCACGCAUAUCGUUCGCCGUCGGCAAGGACGAUACGAUCGAACAAUUUCAAAUGUUUUGGUUUUUUACAUUUUGUAAGAAUUUCUGUACGAUGCUUUCUCGCGAGGUUGUCUAACAGACUUACAGGUUCGGCCGGUAUUCAAUUUAAUUAUCGAUGUAUGUAUAAAUAUAAUCGAGGAGCAAUUUUGUAACGGCGAGGUAAAAUUCAUGCAACGAAGGGUUGAUGGAACAUUAAAGAUUUUUCAGUCGUAUCGUUCUUGUUGCGACCGAGCAAUUGAAUGCAAUCACAUAUGUAGCGACACAUCGAAAUAUAAUUCGCGUACGAAGCUCGGUACUCUGGUGUAGAGUAGUUGUUGUACGUAUGGUCUCUUUCGUCACUUUCGAACGGUGUGUCACGUUUCUAUACGCUUAAAGCCACGCCUCUAAAUAGUCUUGCCAUCGGUACACGCGGACAACGAGAGAAUCGCUAAACUCCACAUGUUGCUGUACCAGGUCCAAUUGAUCGCAACACCUCCACGAAUUAGCGAGUAAAUCUAUCGAAAACGAAAAAGUUGACCUCCGUGUCUCUUUUACACACCUACCUACGAAAAAAACUACCUUCAACAGAUCGUGUCCUCGAAAGCAAGCUUAUUCGUUCGAAGCAUUUUCGUCUAUCACCAAAAGCAAAUGAGUUCUUCAGGUGGCCUGUCAUAAGUGCCUCAGCCUGUACAGAAGACAGGACCCUAACAAAGUUCCUAGCUAAGUCGUAAGUAGUUUGGUCACGUGAGAUUUUGUUAAUGGACCUGCAAGUACGAGGUUUUUUUGUUUCUCGAGUACAGCGAUUGACUCUCGUUACCAGGAGUGUAUCAGGCAUGCGUACUUAGAGCAAUCGGUGCACACGACAAGAACGUACACAUGCAUGACGAUAAAGGUAGCGAAAUAUAAUAUUAUAGAAGUCGCAAUAUCAUAAAAAAAAAAUUGCAUUUAAGAAAAGGGACGCUCCGUUGGAACCGAACGCUUCUUUGUUUCUUCUUCAAUUCGGAAGAUUAAUCAAAGAGUCUCUUGCUGAACGUAUAUUCUGGCUCAAACUAAUCGAGGAGACGCCUAUUCCAACGGAAUUAAUUCCAAGAGUUAUGAGCAACGUAAACACGGUCUAAGAUUGAUUCAUAGUUGUUUUGCGAAACCCCGAUCGAUACUCCAAGUUGAUCUAAAGAAAAUUGAUACAGCUGAAAAUAAUUAGAGGAUCGCAUACUUGAGCGACAUUACCGGCCUAGAAGGUGUUCAAUACUAUUAGCCGCGAAAAAAUCAUGGUAUUCCAUUUCAUUCCUAAUAUUUCAUUUAUUUAAAAAUUGCGAUCCCCUAAUCGUUUCGAGGUGUACGCAAUAACCGGUUGGUUGACAUUUCUUUUGGAUGCCAAUAACACGGGACUAGCGAAAUAGAUACAAUUAACUUAGGAGGUCUGCGUUUUGACAACGCUUCCGCUUUUCGACGAUUAUUUGCUGUCUGCUCGGCAGACGCUCGUGUACAUAAUUCUUCCUAUUUAGUACGGAUUAAUUUUAAACGACGAGAAACCCGUCCUGAGAUACGCACAAAACGAGUAACGAUUCUUUGUUCUCUCUCUCUACCUGUUCCCAAAGUGAUUCAGUUCAAU
This is a messenger RNA of Hylaeus volcanicus, 3993 nucleotides long. RefSeq names its product G protein-coupled receptor kinase 2 (gene Gprk2). Gene Ontology annotation, molecular function: G protein-coupled receptor kinase activity; ATP binding. Gene Ontology annotation, cellular component: cytoplasm. The record is from RefSeq and is a predicted model, not a curated record. Bases 540 to 2033 code for a protein of 497 amino acids. Gene Ontology annotation, biological process: signal transduction; protein phosphorylation; regulation of signal transduction. The transcript is spliced from 6 exons. NCBI's taxonomy places the organism in Eukaryota, Metazoa, Arthropoda, Insecta, Hymenoptera, Colletidae.